Messenger RNA from Styela clava, 3337 nucleotides. Lineage: Eukaryota; Metazoa; Chordata; Ascidiacea; Stolidobranchia; Styelidae. The record is from RefSeq and is a predicted model, not a curated record.
ACAGAAACUGACAAUCUGUAAUUUUGAUACCGUACCUCACAUGAUUUCGUGAUUGCAUGUUUUAUAUUGUUUUAUUGACAUUAUCUGCCAUGUUCUUCUUUUGAUCAGUGUUUUCACGUGUUAAAUUGAUUUCAAAGUUAUUGCCCGAUUUUGUAUUGCAGUAUUGUGUAGGUUUAUUUUGUUGCGUGCUUCAACUGUUUUGGUGGACGGGCGCGUACUCGUACGCUUUCAACUCUUUCUUGAGUUAUGCUCGUCUUCCAGGAUCUUUGCAUUUUUUUUGUCCGUAUAGUGUUGUUUUGUUUUAUACCAAAGUGGCUAAAAUAAAAUUGAUUGGUUUCUAUUUUUUGGGGGAUUUGGAUCCAUACCAACUGAAUCUAAUUCAUAAAAUCAAGUGAGAAAGGGAUAAAAUUAUUUUGAAUUAAUGAAAAUAUUGAUAAUACAGUAAUAUUCUAUGAUUUAAUAUUUGAAAAUAGUGAUUUUAUUACCACUUAUACCACCCAGUUGAAAACCCUUUUAACAAAUGCGCUGUCAGGUUUAGAGAACUGUGCCUAGGACUCUAACGAACGCAGGUAAAUGCGUGCUUCUAACACUUAGUACUGUGAAGCAAUUUCGAGUCUCUGCGAUCUCUUCAUCAGGUCACGCUUAUUAUUAUGUGGAUAAAAAAAAAUUCUAUUAGUACAAUUCAAGACCUCUUAUAUUAUCAUUUUUCAUUCUGAACUGAACAGAUAGCUGAAUGUGAGAAAUAUAUUCGCCCCCAUUUUUAAUCAACCAUACUAUUUUUUAAUUUAAUUUAGAAAUUGUUAUUACUUACUAACAGUAACCUUUAAAUGUAACUAGUGAGAAUCAUGUUAUUGACAAUCUCCCAAGAUCACCGAAAUCAUUUGGAAUAUCUGAUUAACAGCGAAGAUGAUAUUGUUGAAAAUUUUGCUUUAAUUUCAGUAGAGUUUUUAAAGAAUGGAAUCAAUAGAAAGACAUUUAGCACUGCUGCACAGAAACUAAACGAAAGUGUGGAUACUAUUGAGAACGCUGUACAAGGUUUGAUGCAGUUAUUCACAGAGGGAACAAAAUUCAACUUGGAUGAAACAGAUUUUCAUGAUUCGUUAUUACUGAUUGGGUUUUCUGAAAAUAUUUGUAAAAUCCUGACAGAAUUAUACUUGAAUCAUUACAAGUAUACUAAAGGUAUUUUAUCUAAAACGAUGCCGUCUCUUCCAGUAUAUAGAAACCUGAGUUGGAGGUUUGAUAUAAAAAUUGCAAGCCGCGCUUUGCAUAACCAGAUUACGCCUAUUAUCUACCUAAAGAUCUCAACUUUCGAUGGUAAAGAACAAAAAGAUUAUAUGCUCCAGACUGACGUGGUUAAUCUUGUCCAUAUGACUAAAACACUGGAAGAAGCUCUCAAUGAAAUGAAGUCAAAUCAUUGUCGUAGGAUCCUAAGAAACAUUAAAUGAUUAAAAAUAUUUGGGGUUCUUGAUGGUUACUGAAAAGUGCGAAAAUGUAAAGUUGGUUUAAAAAAGGUGUCUAAACUUCAGAAAAUAAGGGUUUGUUAGGGACAUUGGGCUGUUUACCUCCCUUGUAAAAUCAUAUUACCCGUUUCAGAAUUAUCAUCGUUUACCAUUUACACCCUUUUCAGUAAUUGUCAACUUGAACUUGAUUAUUUUAUCAUGUUUUGUACUUUGAAGGAUUGAUUAAUCAUAUACGGUGUGCAAUAUUAUACUAUUUUCUAAAACCUACAUUUGAAAGGUUGAAUAUUGAAAUUUUCAUUCAUGAUAGAUUUAUUUAUGAUAAAAAUUGAUUUAUUUGAGAAUCAAAAUCAAAUAGGAACAAUCAAUUUUAAUUGGAAAAAAUUUACCCAGUAGUCACCGUAAUUACAAGACGCCAAGAUAACUUCAUGUAAGCCUUUCAUCACCUUUCAAUUUUUGAGAUCUUGUGAUAAGGCUUAUACAGGUUACAACUGCCAAGUGGGCAUUGUUUACCUGCCAUCACCAUUUGACAAUAAAGUAUGUAUUGUAUAUGUUAAAGGGCUUUGGCAUCAUUAUAUAAGAGCAUGCAAAAUAACAUUCAGAAACUUGUAGAACAGGGGUGUGCAACCUGCGGGCCCGCAGGCCAAAUGUGGCUCGCGUAGGCGUGCCAAUUUUGGAUGAAGUGCGGCUCGCGACGUAAGUUUUUAAUUUAGUUUAAUCUGGUAUGUGCAAGUUAUCCCAAUCCCUUUGCGUUGCAAAGACUCAUGUCAUAAGAUCAAUAACCGACUACUAGAAAGCCUUUAUUAAAUGAGAUGCGGUCCACCCAGUUAUUUGUAUCUGGCCCUCCUUUAUUAAAGGUUGAAUAUCACCGGAUUUUCUAUUCCCACUGUUAAACAAUCAUUUUGUAGUUUCUUUUAACUUGAUAACAUUGACUUCUCAGUCUUAUGUUGAGUGUUGUUUAUCAAGAUGAGUAUGAUCUGUAUCCUGGUUUUUUUCAUUGAAGCUAUUCCUGAUAUCUAGAACUGAACUUAGUUGAGAUUUCUGGGAUGAUUUUUGUUUCAAUAAAUCCUUGUGCCACUCAAUAUUUUUCCAUUUUGUAGAACUUUAAUGAAUAUUAUCGAAAUGAUUGGCAUUACUAAAAUAUACUCUUACACCCCCUUACAUAUAUUACUCUUAUUUUUUCAUGAUGUGGCUUCAAGCAUGAUCAAUGAUUGCUAAUCACUUACAAGUAAGCAUCUUGUCACCAGGGUGUCUGUAUAAGACUGAAAUUGUAGUGCUUGAUCCCUAAUUGAGAAGAAUAAUUCCGUGAAAAACACAAUUUACAGUGCCUUACUAAUUUCCAUUACAAUGUAAUAUUAAACUUUUGUAUCAACAUUUGUGAAUAUAUAUGAAAUGCUUACAGUAUUUAUGUACCAGUUAUUGGAUAACGUACACGGUGUCCAUAAAGUCCCUUUCAAUUUCAAUAUUGUUAUGAAGUCAGUUCUCAAUAUAUCUUAACCAGGUUUGUUGUAUUUAAAUCGGUAAUUGUGUAACUAUUUUUACUUCAUUUAAUGCAUAUGUGAGGGACAAGACAAUACAUGGUAUCGAUAAAUUCCCUUUGCAAUUUAAAAAAAAUUUAAGAUUUAUGGACACCCUACAUAUUCCAAUUAAUGGAUCGAUUUUGUAACAAAAUUAGGAUUUUAUUUUCAAAAAGGAAAAAAAUGUUUGACUUUCAGAAAUGGCGAUUAUCACUUCAAUCAUUUGUAUUUUCAAACAAUAUAGCCUAUCUAUUGAAUAUCACAAGUACCAUUCUCCAUUUUUCUGAUUUUAACUAUUUAUAAUAUUAUUUGUCACUUGAUUCAUUCUUUAUAAAAUUGAUUUCCAUUUGUUCAUCUCUAGAA